UGCCUCUAGAGCUUGAACACAAGUGCAGCCUUUAUAUAGAUAGCAGAAAAACCCAACACGAGACAAGGCUUCGUGUGCACGAGUGAGCCUCCCAUCCUUCCAUAAAGUACUGAGUGACCCCUCUGCGCAGGAUCUCUUGGUACCUUGGACUGACGGACUCCUUGACACACGGGAACCUAGAAUCAACCGGACCUCUCUGACAAAAGCUACCACUUUGUCAACGUAUAUUCCUUGAAUGGCGCAAAAUUCUUAUGACUACUUUUGCACCAACACAACUCGCGCAGGAGCGUGUUUUUGGAUUCGGACCACGAGGAAGUUCCAGACUCCCUCCGGUUGAGUCUAUCGGGUUUUUUUUUUUCCUCAUUUGGAAAGCGGGCGCAACACUUCCACCAUGAUCGCCGUGCUCUGAAGGGAGAUGGAUUUAGAGGAAGGGGAGCUAAACGGCUCCUCUUGUAUACCCCGGAAUGAGAGCGGCACCGGACUGAGCGCCUCGGCCGGACUGUCCACUGCGCUGGCCAGCGUGCUGAUCUUUACCAUCGUGGUCGAUAUUCUGGGAAACGUGCUCGUCAUUCUGUCCGUGUACAGGAAUAAGAAGCUAAGGAAUGCAGGCAACAUCUUUGUGGUGAGCCUGUCGGUUGCAGACCUGGUGGUGGCGCUGUACCCCUACCCUUUGGUUCUGACGGCCAUCUUCUAUGACGAGUGGACCAUGGGGGACCUGCACUGCCAGGCGAGUGGCUUCGUCAUGGGCAUAAGUGUCAUCGGCUCGAUCUUCAACAUCAUGGCUAUUGCCAUCAACCGCUACUGCUACAUCUGCCACAGCUUACAAUAUGACCGUGUGUUCAGCCUGAGGAACACCUGCUGCUACUUAGGUCUGACCUGGGUUUUCACCGCCAUCGCCACGGUGCCCAACUUUUUUGUGGGAUCGCUGCAGUAUGAUCCUCGCAUCUACUCCUGCACUUUUGCCCAAACUGUGAGCUCAUACUACACAAUUUCAGUGGUGGUCAUCCACUUCCUGAUUCCACUGUUGGUGGUGUCUUACUGCUACCUGAGGAUAUGGGUGCGGGUGAUCCAAGUGAAGCACCGGGUGAAACCAGAGCAAAGAGCCAAACUAAAACCCAGUGAUGUAAGGAACUUCCUGACUAUGUUUAUGGUAUUUGUUUUAUUUGCUGUGUGCUGGGCACCGCUGAAUUUUAUAGGCUUGGCGGUAGCAAUAAAUCCAGCUAAAGUAGCACCAAACAUACCCCAGUGGCUAUUUGUUACCAGCUACUUCAUGGCAUACUUCAACAGUUGCCUCAACGCCAUCAUAUAUGGAUUACUCAACCAAAACUUUAGAAAAGAAUACAAGACAAUUCUCCUUGCUCUGUGCGUCCCACGUUUACUCCUGGUGGAAACCUCUAGAUGUGCCACAGAGGGCCUAAAGAGUAAACCCUCAGCUGCUGUAACAAACAAUAAUGUAGCGGAGAUAAAUGUGUAGCAGGAAUGUUGUCCUGGGGAAAAUCGGGAAUGUUGUGUUCACCCAGUGCCUUUGGACAUGGUGUGUAUUAUUUGCAUGUAAUUCCCUUUUCAAUAGCACUUAUCCUGUAGACUAGGCGUGUCCAAACUACAGCAGUGGGCCAACUGCGGCCCACUGCUUCUUUUUUAUGGGCCCGCAGUAAAUUAUGAAAUAUCAUUGAAUAUGGCCCACAUAAGAAGCUGAAAUUCAGCCUACAUUUUGUUACACUUCUAAGCUUUAAAACACUAGAUGGAGUUGUUCACCUAAACAGUGCCAUUAGUUUAGGAUUAAAAUCAAUGUGAAACUGAAGAAUUUCAGUAUUAUGUUUUACAUGAUUCCCUGCUGUUUACAGCUUUAGACACGAAAUCCAUUUCAACUGGGAAGGAUGGCUUUGAGCGAUGUUUCACUGCCAUUGACGGUGAUCAACGUCCAAUCCAUUUUGACUGGGAGGUCUGCAGUCAAAUUGGAUUGGAUGUCUAUCACCAUCAAUGGCAGCCAAUAAGGUUAUACACAGGGAUGCAUCUGGGAAAUUAAAAAAGGGGCCAGUUGGCCCCCUUGUGUGUGAAAAAUUCUAAAAUUGAUGGGGACGAUUUAACUAGAUUGCCGAAGUAUACAAAACUGAUCGAAAUAAAUCAAAAUACAUUCAUUGGAGCAUGAUAUUUCUAAAUUGCAAAUGAAAAAACCAUUAUUUGAGUAAAAUCUAUUUUUCUAAUAUAUGAACAAACAAUUUUAAUUCAAGUCAAAGAAUUUUCAUACCUUAGCCACGUGUAUUUCUUCAGCCACUCUUUCCGAAAAACGUGAUCAUAUUUUUUCGUAUCACCAUUGUCAUUAUCACCAACGUUCGUAAUAGGUUCGUUUUCUUCAUCAAAAUAAUCCAUAUUGUCAGUUUUCAUGCGUUUCUCUGGUGGCGGCAACGUUGGGGUGACCAUAUUUUGAUUUCCAAAAAGAGGACACUCGGCCCGGCCUCGAGAUACUUGAAUUUUACUCGAAGAUCACUCAAAGAUGCGUAUAUCUCCCACUUUUUUUUCACUCAACAGGCUUUAUUCUCCCUAAAAAAAAUAAUCAAACAAUUAAAAAAAAAAAAAAAUUACGAUCACGACAAUUGUCGUUGACAAAAUGUUAUUCCCACUCAAUUUUUAUUCUCAUACAAUGUUCUAAAUUGUACGCAAACAAUAACUGAAAUAAACUGACAAGCGAUUCAACCAGCAUGUUUCCAAACGCAGCAGUUCAAAUUCAAAACUACAUUGCCCAUAAUGCCUAGCGCAGCUGAGCUCACGGAUUGCUAACCUAUUAGCGAAUACGGGAGCCGAGGCAAAAUCAGACUUUGCUAUAAAAGUUUACUACCAUCGGCAGCGCAAAGAUGCGACAACAAACGGGAUUUUACGGAUUACACCAGUACAAAUCUCCGACAGAAGUCAAUAGUUGCCAUUAUAUACGUAUUUAUCGUAAAAAAAAAAAAAACUCAUAAGCAACACAGCUAUUUAGCUAUACUAGCAUUCAACCACUAACUAACGCAGAACAAUUACAAGACUCAUACAAUAUACUGCAUCUCUGUGUACACAUAUAACCCUAUGUACAACAGAAGACACGUGAUCGACAUUAACAGGAGAAACUUACAGAAAGGUGUAUGGAGCCACGUCUUUUAGAACUUCUUAUUGAACUCCUUACUGUAGUCUGAGCUCUCGCAAAACCGUCAGUAGAUGGUGGUAAUUCCCCAUGAAACAAAGGGUGAACUGCCAACAAAAAAGAAGAAGAAGAUCUACUCCUUCUCCCGCCCCUACUAGUAGGAGCAACGUCAACGCAGGCAAGCGCUGCCGCCUAGCGGCCGGAGGAAUUCUCUUCAAGUUGGUCCCGUAAAAAAAAUCAUAAAAACCGGACAUUUUUAUGAAUUUAUAAAACCCACCAGGACAACGUGGAUACUGCGUGAAAGUAGGACUUGUCCGGGCAAAAGAGGACGUUUGGUCACCCUAGGCAACGUUUCACUAUCCAAAGUUUCAUCUGCUUUCGAAUCAUUCCCAUUAUCCACUAAAUUCGAAUCAUUAACAGCAGUUUGCUGCAAUGAAUUGUCACUACCCUCCGCAGACUUAUUCGAUUGUUUCUUAAAAAACGAGAAUGUUUGUUUGCUGCCUGUUUUUAAUGUCUUUGAGAGUUUUACUCCUGUUCUCACGCUCCAUAUUGCAACCAUCCGCCAUGUUCAAUGUAAAUACUGCAAUGCACCAUGGGUAAAUGAAUAUUCGAUUAUCUCUUUCGGAAGUUUCCGGCGGAUUACGGAAAAGCUCGAGAUAGCCUCUACCACGACUUUGGAACGCACCGAAAAAAAUGCAAGGUGGUUAUGGCUAAAUAUCGGUAAGGCAAUAUGGCAGACGACGAAAGUUAAAACCUCUUAAGAAAAACAAACUGUUUUCAAUUGCUGUUUAACUAAAUUUAUUUCUUUAGCUAUUUUAACAGAAGUAUGUCAUAUGUGGCACAGAUCAUAUAGCAAUAUGCGCCAAUCGUAAUAGACUUGUGCCGGUGCUGGCGCAGUGGAGUUACAAAGUUGUGAAAGUGGCUGUCAAAAUGCGUAAAUGGCGCAAGGGCGCGGCCCAGAUGCAUCCCUGUAUACAUGUAGUCCCCAGGUUACGAACGAGUUCCUUUCUUACGCUAGCGAUGUAACCCGAAUUUUCGCGUAAAUCGGAAUUAACCCUUUAACUCAUUUACUCCCAAAAACGUUUAAAUACGUUCUAUUUUUAAUUGUUUAAGUGUCCCAAAAAUGUAUUUAUACGUCUUUUACAUUUUGUUGUUGUUUAUUUUUCCACAAGAGACAUCUCUGGGUUCUGAUGCAAGUUCGCUCCAAAGCACAACGCUCAAAAUCCAUUUUAAAGCAAUAAAACUGGCCACUGGAGGGCAUUAGCGCAUUUGGUAAGAACUCAUUUCGGACCGUGAAAGGAAAUGAAUGAAGAGAAAUAGUCAGGAAAUGGAAGUUGGAAGAAGUAAGAAGCGUGAGAAAAAUGUGGAGAACGAUGUAAACACAAGGCACAUGCCCCACACAAGUUCCCUAGGUGAAUUCUGUUAUGAGGUAGUGGUCACUACAAAAGAAAGAUUCAAAAAAAUCUAUCUUGAUGAGACAGACUGGCGGUGAUGAGGGGAAAAUUUACCCCGUCUGCUAAUACAGCCGCGGCCACAACAGUGUCAUCUCUCAGUUCAAUAGUUUAGUUAUGUGUAAAUAAACUGUUACUUUGCUAUCAAAUGCUCUAUUUGUGUUGUUGUUCAUGUUAUUUUGUAGAAGGAAAACAUUAUUCAGAUGUUUGGGAUUUCACAGAAGCAAAAAAUAGCUGUGUUAAAGUCAAAUUUAUGUUUGAAAUGUAUGCUUUUACAAAAAGCUCAAUUUCUCUGUUUUUUCAUCAGAAAUUGGAAAAUUGCUCAAACUAAGCUAUUUUCUAAUGCUGAUAUCUAAAAAUUGGAAAAAGAUAUGAACUUACUUUUUUUCCCCUGGUGAAAGAAGAGAGUCUAAUGUUUCCUUUGGUGGGUUCCAUUUUUAUAUAGCAACAGAACAGAAUUUUCUGUGGGCCUUGCAAAAUCAGUCAAAAUCCAGUAAAACGGCCGGGAGCGAAGGGGGUUGCGCCGGUGAAAAUGUCUGGGAGUGAAUGAGUUAAGUACCUAAAUACCCCCUAAAUCUCAAAAUACCUAUCCAAAAACAUGUACAGUGGGGCAAAUAAGUAUUUAGUCAACCACUAAUUGUGUAAGUUCUUCC
Corythoichthys intestinalis (scribbled pipefish) is the source of this 5222-nucleotide messenger RNA. RefSeq names its product melatonin receptor 1C (gene mtnr1c). The transcript is spliced from 2 exons. Gene Ontology annotation, molecular function: melatonin receptor activity. Gene Ontology annotation, biological process: G protein-coupled receptor signaling pathway. The record is from RefSeq and is a predicted model, not a curated record. Bases 416 to 1474 code for a protein of 352 amino acids. Lineage: Eukaryota; Metazoa; Chordata; Actinopteri; Syngnathiformes; Syngnathidae. Gene Ontology annotation, cellular component: plasma membrane.